Messenger RNA from Halichondria panicea, 1774 nucleotides. RefSeq names its product TNF receptor-associated factor 4-like. Lineage: Eukaryota; Metazoa; Porifera; Demospongiae; Suberitida; Halichondriidae. Gene Ontology annotation, molecular function: zinc ion binding; protein binding. The record is from RefSeq and is a predicted model, not a curated record. Gene Ontology annotation, biological process: tumor necrosis factor-mediated signaling pathway; regulation of apoptotic process; protein K63-linked ubiquitination. Bases 109 to 1479 code for a protein of 456 amino acids. The transcript has 2 exons.
AUGGGUAACACGUAAUCUUAAUUGCUAUUGUCUAGUGAGUCACAUGAUGUCUAUUACCUAUACGUAUAACUGCAUGCAAACAUGCAGUUGUACCUAUAGUUGGUAAACAUGAAUAGUAGCCCAUCAUUCAAUGAGGGAGGUUACGACUACAAGUUCGUAGAAGAACCUGCAGACUCUCUGAAGUGUCUCAUCUGUCUGCUAGUAGUUAGGGAGCCACAACAACAUGGCGGCUGUGGGAAGCUAUUCUGUAAAGUGUGUAUUGACAAGCACACACUCCUAAGAAAUACCUGCUGUCCACACUGCAGGCAGCCAUUAAAUAACUCAAAUGGCUUUCCAACCAUCUUCAAUGAUUUCAGAACACACACAGGUGAUCAAGCGGUCAAGUCUCUAAUGGUGUACUGCAGCACUGCUUGCGGUUGGAAAGGAGAGCUGGGAUCACUCGAUAAUCAUAAGCAGAAAAACUGUGAGAACACAGUAGUCUUUUGCGAAAACAAUUGUGGUGAAAUAAAUAUUAUUCGAAAGAAUCUCAAGGCCCACCUCGAGUCCAAGUGUCCUAAUCGACUACACAAAUGCCCUCACUGUGGUGCAAACAACCAGUACAAAAACCACCAACUUCAUACCAAAUUACAUUGCCCCAAGCGAUCGUAUUCUUGUGUUCAUUGUGGUGAAAACGGCUGCUUUGAUGAGCGUACUUCUACACAUUUGGAGGUUUGUCCCAAGAUGAUAAUUGCCUGUAAAAAGUGCACACAACGUAUCCUGCGCUGCCAGCUGCCAACUCAUCCAAAACAAUGCACGUUUCAACCAGUGCCCUGUAAAUAUGCUGCAGUUGGGUGCAAAGUGCGACCUCUACGUAAAGACCUCAAGAAGCACGAGGAAGAUUACCAACUUCACCUCCAAGUUACCACAGAAACAGUGCUCGAGCUGAAGAAAAUGCUUGCCAAACCAGUUGCCCCAGUUGCAGUUGCCCCGGUUACAGUUGCCCCAGUUACAGUUGCCCCAGUUACAUGCAGAGUUGCAGAUUUUGACAAGUGCAAAACAGACAAUGAUGUAAUCUACAGUCCUUCGUUCUACACUUCCACAAAUGGGUACAAAAUGUGCUUAAGAAUAGAUGCCAACGGUAAUGGCACUGGCAAUGGAACACACGUCUCUGUGUUCACUUGCCUCAUGGUAGGUGAAUACGAUGACUACCUGACCUGGCCAUUCACUGGGAAAGUCACAAUCGAGCUACUCAAUCAACUGGAGGAUAAGAACCAUCACAAAGAGACAAUCAUAUUUCCAGCAGAACUUGUGCCUAGCCAGAGAGUGGUGGACAGUGAGAGGGGGGUAGGAAGGGGCUACCAUAAGUACAUCUCCCACAUUGACCUCGCUCACAAGCCUCGUAAAAACAUUCAGUACUUCAAAGACGACACUCUAAUAUUCCGAGUAUCUGAAGAAGCUCCUGACUACAAGCCAUGGCUGGAGUGUACUCACUUUGUGUAGUUAAAUAAAUAGUCAUGUAGGACAGUUAAAGUUUUGACUAAUAUAAACACACAGACACACACAGACAGCUUUACCGUAUCCCUCGUGCGGCUACGCCUCGAGGCAUUAUAUUGCCUAGAAUUAUAGCCUGUAUAUAGUUACUGUAGUUGCACCUAUACCUGCAUAUAGUUAUACACAAUUAUAUCAUGUCAAAAUUAAACCAUUCAUUAUGGGCUAAAACAUGACAGUACAUAUAAGAGCAAUACCUACUCAAGCAACACCUAUGUACAUGUAGCCUAUACACUAAUGACAAUGU